Messenger RNA from Echinococcus granulosus, 804 nucleotides. RefSeq lists its product as hypothetical. NCBI's taxonomy places the organism in Eukaryota, Metazoa, Platyhelminthes, Cestoda, Cyclophyllidea, Taeniidae. Bases 1 to 804 code for a protein of 267 amino acids. The record is from RefSeq and is a predicted model, not a curated record. The transcript has 4 exons.
AUGAUUCACGUUGCUGCAUGUGGAGAAAUGCCAUUUGUUUCUAAGGUUCAAAGACCUCGGUCUGCUAGAGUGAAGUCAUUGGGUCAGUCACCUAAUAAAUCGUCUAAACUUCCCCAAAGGACGCGUGCCUCUGAGGGCUUUCGGGGCCAAGGAUUCAAGCGUCCCAGACUUUCAUCUGUCUAUGCUGACGCCUGCGCGGAUGUAAAGCCGAGGGAGAACCGUUUCCAUGACGUAUUUUUGCGUUUACGGCGGUCACUCCUUCUCUUUAGGACAGAAAAACCUCUCUUUUAUCAUAAUUCCCCCGGACGUUCAGCCUCAACUACUCAGUUGCAGAGGAAGACCUCACAAACGGUUAGAAGUGGUUAUUCUCCGCAGUGCGGUUACUCUAUUUGCGAGGCUUGUUGUCGAAAAUGCGCUACCCUGGAGGCGAUUUUAGAAGAGGAUGUUGAAGAUGAAGUCUUAUCUACUGAUAUGGAGCAAAUAAUCCAACCGAAGGAAAUUGGCGACAAGACAAAAGUGGGUGAGGCAUGGACCGAUGAGAAGAAGCAGCACGCAAAAUCACCUCACGUGAAAGCAGUGUCAACACGACACCUCCUCUUCUCCUCUGCUGAAUCAGCUUUCCAAUGGCAGGACGAGGAAGGUGGAACGAAUCGUGAUCCAGUGAAGUGCCAACCGAUUGAUCGGAGCCCAGGGUUCCCCCUGCUCGUGGCUAGGCUGUUCUGGAAAUUCCGUGCAUCGAUCGCGGCGAUCGAUGGGGCACCGUCGUUUUGUCAUGGGACGCUGAGAAGUGAUAAAGCCGAUUGA